GCCGUGCUAUAUUGCAGAGUGUAUCGGUUAACCCUAUUCCGCUCUCUAUUCUUCUUCUUCUUCUUUGUUAAGAAAGAUGGUGAAAGGAAACAAACAAACCACAAAUACUGCUACGGAGAUUAAGGAAAUGAGGGCGCUAAUCGAGAAGCUGUUUGGGGAAUUGAAUGCAAGACAAGACAAGUUUGAUCAAACAAUUUCUGAGUUGAAGGAAUCCAUCCAAUCUUCUAAGGCUCAAGAGAAAUCUCAUGAUAACUCAUCUAAGGGGCACGGGAAAACCAUAACCGCCACUGGACCUAAUGAGAGUCAAGCCAAAGGUCCCUGUUUAUUUUGUAAAAAAUCUACUCAUGGUGGCAAAUGUAGCAACAAGAAGCAAGUUUCAUUAAUCGAAGAUGACGAUGAAGAUGUUUUUGACGUUCCGACUGUAGAACCUGUGACUUCAGAGGAAAUAGAAACAGACAUGGCGAUAUCAGUGGAUGCUAUAGUAGAAUAUCAUAAUUCUAAGCCAUAUGAAGGUUGUUGCGUGACUGGAUAUCAUGGGAAAACGCCCUUGACUGUCCUAAUGGGUUUAGGGGGGACUUCACACAACUUUAUAAAUGAAUCUUUGGCAGAUAAGCUAGGUUGUGACUCAUUUCCGAUCAAGCCUCGAAAUGUUAGGUCAGCUUUUGGGACAUUUGUGUCCUCCAGAGCAUGCAAAAACUUUCAGUUGUCACUGCAAGGCACCGUGUUUAAUUUGGAUGUGUAUCUACUUCCAUUGUCGUCGAACUGUGACAUGGUAUUAGGAACUGCAUGGAUAAAGAGCCUUGAGAAAUGUAUAAUUGGUAAUGGUGGUGUGGAGUUUUACUUUCAAGGUAAGAAGCAAUUUAUGAGUUUCAACAAAGCAGUCGGAGGCAGCAAGCGCUGAUGAGAGUACUGAGGCCGUAAAUUUCAGAGUAGUAACUUACCUGUUUUGUAUGUUUUUCCUAAGGGGGACUUUAGGGUUGAUCUCUCCCUAAAAUCCUCCACUAUGUUUUUUAGUAGUAAGUAGUGUGAUUAUGGUAUUAAAGCUACUUAGUUUCUGUUUUCUGUAAUCUUCCUAAGAACUCUCCCUAUAUGGAGAAGUAAAGUAAAGGAUCUGAUUAUCUACCUAUAUUAUAGUAUGUCAUUUUGAGACCAGCAUUGCAAGUUAUGGAUUUUCAUUGA
Molecule: messenger RNA, 1179 nt
Organism: Lycium barbarum (goji berry)
Lineage: Eukaryota; Viridiplantae; Streptophyta; Magnoliopsida; Solanales; Solanaceae
Exons: 2
Coding region: 77-901 (274 amino acids)
Source: RefSeq, a predicted model, not a curated record